This is a messenger RNA of Melitaea cinxia (Glanville fritillary), 1058 nucleotides long. Its product is annotated as serine protease snake-like. The transcript has 5 exons. Bases 1 to 864 code for a protein of 287 amino acids. Gene Ontology annotation, molecular function: serine-type endopeptidase activity. Gene Ontology annotation, biological process: proteolysis. Lineage: Eukaryota; Metazoa; Arthropoda; Insecta; Lepidoptera; Nymphalidae. The record is from RefSeq and is a predicted model, not a curated record.
AUGAUUGCGCAACUUAAAAAUGGAAUAACUCCUGAACUUUUAAUACUAUUCGACCCUAAGGUUAUAUUUGGUGGUCGACCAGCAGUACCUGGAGAGUUCCCCCACAUGGGUGCCCUCGGAUGGAGAGCAAAGGACCCAGCGGUAAAAUGGUUAUUUUAUUGCGGAAGUACUCUGAUUAGUAAGACCUUCUUGAUCACAGCAGCUCAUUGCUCCAAGCUGUCAUCAAGUUAUAGAGAUGUGUUAAACAGAGUACCAGAGAUUGUCCGACUUGGUGUCGAAGAUAUUGUUGAAGAUCAGUUUAACGUCAACGGUCAACCUAUAGAUAUAAAUAUUAAAAGAAUAAUCGUUCAUCCAAAUUACAACCCACCAAAGAAGUAUAAUGACAUUGCUUUAAUUGAGCUAGAGAGUGAGGUGAAAUUCGGCAAAGUUCAACCAGCUUGUUUGUGGUCUGAUAGUGAUAUUAGUGAUCUUGGUAGAGAAGCCAUGUUAACAGGAUGGGGUGAUACUGAACGAGGUGCACCAUCAAACAAACUGCUAGUUGCUGCAGUUGACUUCAUCGAAACGCCUGACUGUGAUAACAGACUGAAAAUGUAUCGUAAUAGAAACUGGCGAGGGACCCGUAGUCACCAGUUGUGUGCUGGCAAAUUAGAAGGAGGCAUCGAUACUUGCCAGGGUGAUUCUGGUGGCCCACUUCAAGUCAGAAUACCUUUAAAGACUGAAGGGAAAAUGUACUGGACGGUUGGCAUCACAUCAUUUGGUAUCAAAUGUGGACAGAAAAACCUACCCGGUGUCUACACUAGAGUGUCGAGUUUCAUCGACUGGAUCGAAGACACCGUCUGGGGUUCAUCUCAUGAGAUCUCUUAAAGAAUCCAAAUAAAUUAAUAAUAAGUAGGUACAUUUAACAUACACACGUGACACGGCCGUCUCUUCCUCAGGUAAGCGACUUAAGGAGUGUGUGUGUGUGUGUGUGUGUGUGUGUAAUAGCCUGCCGCUGACUAUACGUAAAAAACAAUGCAUACAUAUCUGUAAAAACACCAUUAAAUAUUAUGUAAGUCGCA